This is a messenger RNA of Poeciliopsis prolifica (blackstripe livebearer), 2892 nucleotides long. RefSeq names its product hydroxylysine kinase, tandem duplicate 2 (gene hykk.2). Lineage: Eukaryota; Metazoa; Chordata; Actinopteri; Cyprinodontiformes; Poeciliidae. The record is from RefSeq and is a predicted model, not a curated record. Gene Ontology annotation, molecular function: amino acid kinase activity. The transcript is spliced from 5 exons. Bases 93 to 1157 code for a protein of 354 amino acids.
UGAGUCACAUGGUGCAUUUGGUGAGAAGCACUACACUGUGCUGCCAAUUACUCGAGAAGAGCCGUACUCUCUGAUUUUAUUCCGCUGACGAAAUGUCCGGGAAGAACGCCCAGCCCAACUUCAGCCCCUCUCAGGUAUCUGAGGUCAUGAAGAGGCUCUACAACCUGACCACUUCAGAAAUACGCCCUCUGCCCAGCUAUGAUGACCAGAACCUGUAUGUGGCUCCCACUGAGGGUGGCGAGUACGUCCUAAAAAUCAUGAACACGGAGGACAGUAAGAACCCCACCAUCAUUGAGUUGCAGACCCAUGCCAUGUCCUUUCUCUACCAGAAUGGACUUCCUGCUCAAACAGCCGUGCCUACCACCUCAGGACAACUCAUGAGUCUGGAAGAAAUGGAUUGUGGGUAUGGCUGUCAGAAGUACUUGGUCCGGCUGCUGACUUAUUUACCUGGAGUGACUAUUUCUAAGGUUCCUUUUACACCACUGUUAUUAUAUGAGACUGGCAGGAUGGCUGCUAGAAUGGAUGAAAUCCUUCAAAAGAUGGAGCACCCUCAUCUCGGCAUUCUCGAGAGGAAGAACUUUAUCUGGAGCCUGUCAAACAUUUGCCUCCUGGAAGGAUACAUGAGUGUACUAGACGGAGAUCCACUUCAGGAGGUUGUGAAAUCUGUUAUUGAUCAAUACAAAAACUCUGUGAUCCCCAGACGAUCCAAUUUUCGCAAAUGUAUUAAUCAUGGUGACUUCAAUGACCUCAACAUUCUCGUGCAACCCGAUGACAAUCAGGGCUACAAGAUUUCUGGCAUCCUUGAUUUUGGGGACAUGAACAGUGGCUACUACAUUAAUGAACUUGCCAUCACCAUAAUGUACAUGAUGAUUGAGCAUCCUGAUCCCAUCGAGGUGGGUGGGCCUGUCCUCGCAGGCUGGGAAAGUCUCAUCCCCCUCAACAAGGACGAGAAAGACUCCCUCUAUGUGCUGGUGCUCUCCCGCUUCUGCCAGUCACUGGUUAUGGCAAGGUAUUCUGUGAUGCUGCACCCAGAAAACGAAGAGUACCUCAUGACGACUUCCAGAAAGGGAGUUAAGAUCCUCCACAGGAUCUGGGAAUUGGGCAAAGAGCAUGUGGAGAAGGUUUGGUUUGACCAUGCUGCUCAGCUCAGUGUUUGAAUAGAAAAAUAUAUAAAUAAUCUAUUCAAACCCUUUCGUUCGUUAACUUUAGUUAAAGAAUGAAAGAAAUACUGCAGUAAAUUAUAACGAUUAAUAAUUAUGUAUAAUGAUUUGUACACAGUGUUAAGUCAGAUGAUUAUGGCACAUAGAUAAUUAAAACCCAAAAUAAAAUAGCAUAUUAUGUAAAAACAAAAUAGUUUUAGAUAUAUUUUCACAUAGGAUACAGUUUAUUCUCUUUGUCUGGACCUCUGGAGUGAAUUACUGGAUCAUGGCAUGGAAGUGAUCAGUUUUGCUCAGGUGCUGAAAAAAGCCCAGAUUGCUUGAAUAACUGUAAUGUCUGCAUGCCUGGUUCUACCUUCUUGAUCAUACCCUAAAGAUAUUUUUGUGGUGUUUAGAUUAGGCUUGUUGUCAUUAUACACGGUGAUACCAUUGGUUUUUAAAGUAUGUUUUGGUGCCUUCUACUGGAAAAUAUACUCAGCAUCUCUAUAAAACUUUGAUGGAAGCAUAAAGUGCUCUAAUAUUUCCUGGUAGAUAUGUCUGUGCUCACUUUGGACUUGACAAUAAGCAGUAAGUCAGCAUCAGCAGGUGGCAUGGCUCCCCAAGAUUUCCACUUGCUGUGGAAAUUUCACAUUACAGUAUUUUCUUUUGGCUGUGCAGAUCACACUAUUAUAGAUUGUUGAAACAAAUCGGUACAUGUGUUUUGAAUUUGAGUUUCACUUUUUAAAUAGAAUUACUAUUUUUUUGAAUGAUAUUUUAACUUUUGAGAUACACCUGAAACCGUAUCCUAAAAUAUGAUUAGCAGAGAAUAUUUCACCAGUUUCUGGAUUAACUGAGUGCUAAGGCGUCAAGUCUUUUGGGUUUUUAGAACUUCAGUACAGUGAGACCUGCUCUAAAUAACAGUCACUCUCUUGUGAACAAUGCCUUUUAUUUUAGUAUUCAAUGCUUUACUAAAAUAACUGCAUUUAUUAUAUCAUAAGGCACUUAUGUAUUUGAUUUCCAAGAAAAUAUUAUACGUCAAGAUAAUUUUGUAAAAGAAAAUUCAAUUAAGAAGGAAAUAAUUUCUCCUCCAUAAAACAUUGGUCCACAUUUAAAACAUUCAUUUGGGAAUAUUUCACAUUGAAUGUGAGGAGAAGUGACUUGAUUUUGUACAUUUCUUUUAAAAAAAAGCAACAAAUGUUGGAAUCUGCGAUAAUUUCUGUGCCUUGUUAGAAACUUUUCUUUCUAGUAAUGUUUAUUCUUACAAGAAUUUCACAACUUAAAGUUGUUAAUUCCAAUGAUUUACAAAUAAAUAGCUGAACAUUUUCUUUUCCAUCUUUAUAUUAUCACUAAUGCAUCUUUAUUGGACAUGCUUUUAUAUUUUUCAGUGUACCGUAUUUCAACCAUACCAGGUGAAAUGAGGUGCUUAAAAGUUCUUAAAAGCUUAAGAGCAUCUUCUACACUUCAUGUAGAAGAUGCUUCAUGUUCAGGAUCUAGAAUAAAAUGAUCACACAGAGUUGUCAGGUGAACUUUUCCUAUUCUGACUUGCACAUGUAUGUUGUUCUUAUGGAACCUCUUUGGUUUCUGAUAAAUUAUUGAUUUUUUUGUAUUAUUAAUGUAGAAUAAUACCAUACCAGCAGUCUAGAUAAAAUAUGAUGUAAUACUGCCCUCGUGUGGUGGCUUUUACAACUCCACUGUAAUAAAACUUUCAAUGGGGAUAAAUGAAAGUACAGCAUAGCAAUAAAUAAUUUUAAUUUCA